UUUUUCUCUGUGAAAAUGUCUGCUUAUAAUCAGUAUGGUAUGGCUCCAUUUAAUGGAAAAUCUGAUUUUAGCAUUUGGAAGCAAAAAAUUAAAUGUAUUUUAAUACAACAAAAAUGUUUUAAAGCAGUUGGCGAAACCUAUUUAAUUUCUGACACAGAAGAGAAAAGGGCUGAAAUGAAUGAAAAUGCAUGUUCUGUGAUUUAUUUGAACUUAUCUGACUCUGUGAUUAGAAAAGUUGGAAUUUUAGAGAGUGCUAAAAUUCUGUGGGAUAAAUUGAAUGAACUGUAUACUGAGACCUCUUUGCCUAACCGGAUAUUUUUACUUGAGAAAUUCUUCAAAUUUAGACUAGAUAUGUCUAUAGAUAUUGAAGAAAAUCUAGAUGUUUUUACCAAACUUAUUUCGGAUAUUAAGUUGUGUGGUGAUAAGCAUAUAGAUGAUUAUUCCCCUAUUGCUCUUUUAAAUGCUAUUCCUGAUUCCUUUGGUGAUGUGAAAUCUGCUAUUAAGUAUGGUAGAGAUAAUGUGACUCUUGACAUUGUGGUUAAUGGUCUUAAGAGUAAGGAAUUAGAUUUAAAACAGAUGGGUGAGGGUAGAAAAUCCGAGGAAGUUAUGCAUGUGAGGGGUAGAGAAAAUAAUAGUAGACGACAUAGAUCUAAGUCUAGGUCUAAUUCGAGACGUUGCUAUUAUUGUCAUGAACCUGGUCAUUUCAUAAGAUACUGUCCUAAAUCUAGGAAAAAUGAGCAUAGUGAGCAUGCUAAUUUGACUACGUGUGAAGAUGAUUUAGGUGAUGUUUUUAUGACAAAUCUAUGUGAUUAUGACUACUUGAGUUCUGUGAUAUCUGAUUCUUUGGGUAAAUCAGAUUGGGUGGUAGAUUCUGGUUGUAGUUUUCACAUGUCCCCUUUGAAAAAUGUGUUUUCAAACUAUAGAGAGAUUGAGCAUGGCUUUGUGUCUUUAGCAAAUGAGAAGAAAUGCAAUGUGCUAGGAAUAGGAGAUGUAUGCCUUAGGUUUUCUUCUGGUUAUGUGCUUACUUUGAAGAAUGUUAGGCAUGUUCCUGAGCUAUGCUGUAAUUUGCUAUCUUGUGCAUCUCUUGAAAAUGAUGGUUUGAAGGGAAAAUGGGGAAAGGGAAUCAUGAAAGUUGUGAAGGGUUG
Messenger RNA from Cuscuta epithymum, 1145 nucleotides. The record is from the annotation of a GenBank genome assembly. Lineage: Eukaryota; Viridiplantae; Streptophyta; Magnoliopsida; Solanales; Convolvulaceae.